UAUGGUGGCAAGUACCACAAUUCUGGGUAAUUGCAGCUGGUGAGAUAUUCCUUACAUCAACAUCAUACGAAGUUGCAUUUACAUAUUCACCAAGCCAUCUUAAAGCAGUAUCAUCGGCGAUCAACUUGCUGUUCUUCGCUAUUGCCAAUUUUAUCGCUGGUGCCAUAUUUCAAGUAU
This is a messenger RNA of Perkinsus marinus ATCC 50983, 177 nucleotides long. RefSeq lists its product as hypothetical. Gene Ontology annotation, cellular component: membrane. The annotation marks the transcript as partial. NCBI's taxonomy places the organism in Eukaryota, Perkinsozoa, Perkinsida, Perkinsidae. The record is from RefSeq and is a predicted model, not a curated record. The transcript has a single exon. Gene Ontology annotation, biological process: transmembrane transport. Gene Ontology annotation, molecular function: transmembrane transporter activity.